Girardinichthys multiradiatus is the source of this 1436-nucleotide messenger RNA. RefSeq names its product calcitonin gene-related peptide-like. Gene Ontology annotation, cellular component: extracellular region. NCBI's taxonomy places the organism in Eukaryota, Metazoa, Chordata, Actinopteri, Cyprinodontiformes, Goodeidae. The transcript has 5 exons. Gene Ontology annotation, molecular function: hormone activity; calcitonin receptor binding. Bases 164 to 547 code for a protein of 127 amino acids. The record is from RefSeq and is a predicted model, not a curated record.
GAUAUAUAGGCUGGUGGUUGGUGCUUCAUGCAACAGAGUCAAGAGUUGUUCUGCAAGUUAAGUUGAGAGAAAGUCAACUUCUUGUGUUUUGCACAGAGAUCCAGAGAGAUAUUUAUAUAUUUAUUUUAUUUUUACUGCCGGGUGAUUACCAUUGAAGGGGACCAUGGUUAUGUUGAAGAUCUCUGCUUUCCUCAUUGCCUACGCCCUGGUCAUCUGCCAGAUGUACUGCUCACAAGCCGCCCCUGCCAGACCAGGUUUAGAGUCAAUGUCAGACCGAGUCACGCUCACGGACUACGAGGCGCGAAGGUUAUUGAACGCCAUAGUCAAGGAGUUUGUACAGAUGACAGCAGAGGAGCUGGAACAGCAGGCGACUGAGGGAAACAGCAGCGUUACAGCACAGAAGCGAGCCUGCAACACGGCCACGUGCGUGACCCAUCGCCUGGCGGACUUCCUCAGCCGAUCGGGGGGAAUGGGCAACAGCAACUUUGUCCCCACCAACGUUGGUGCUAAGGCCUUCGGCAGGCGAAGGAGAAGCAUCCAGAUGUGAGCACUCUCCGAAAUCUUCAGGAAAAUGAGGCGGAAACCUGAAAAGAAAAAAACCUGUGAACAAAACUCAACAAACAAAACUACGCAGAAAAAUGCUGAACUUGCCUUUCAUCUUCUCUCUCACAUUCUUACUGCAAAAGAAAGGACAUUUGUCCCCAUGAUCCAUCCUGUUAUUGAAACCUUUUUUUCUUUGCUUUUGGCAAAUAACAGAAAAAAUUGACAAAAAAAGCACUUUACUUUAUGUACAUGAACAAAAGAACUUAAGAAAGUAAAAAAAAAAUCAUCAACAUGGUUACUCCUUUUUAUACAUGAAUAUUAUUGGAAAAUAAAAUGAAAACAGCAGUGGUUAUCACUCUUUUUUCCCCACGUUUCACCUCAUUUGAACACAUUUCUAGCGUUGACCCCAGUCUGAGAUUCAGAUCUCGACAUUACUCCCGCGCUGCCAGAGGGAGGCCAUUAAAGAUCAGCUUAUCCAACCUUUCACUCCACACACAACGGCUGUUGUCUUGUGCCUUGAUGUAGAACAAUUUACAUGAACGUGAUUGUACAGCUUUGUUUCGAGAUGGCAAAGAAGACCCGAGUGAGGAAGAGGAGAAUGGUGAUGGAUUCAUAUUGUAAACAAUAUUGUGAAAACAAAAUUUCAGCAAGAUUAAAAUGUAUUUUAGAUACACUUUGGUUUGAGGUAAUUGUGUUGUUCUUCAAAGGUUUUUUUUCAAACAGAUGUAGAGAGAGAGCAAAUAUUUCACCCGGCGCUUAUAUUUGCACUCAUGAUGCUGAUAUGCUGUCCAUAAAUUAGAGACAAUGGGGAGAACCUAACAAGAAUGGAAUAUUCUGUGAUUUAUUGUUUGCAAAAUAAACAGUGCUUCCUGCUGACAAGAUGAAAACUUUAA